UCAGGGCAGACCGGAAUCGCUUGCAGGAGCUCAUCUGAAUGACCUGAGAAGGUCUCCGGCCUUGUACGUUGAACGUGGUGGUGAACUUUCCCAGGCUAUCGUUAUCACAGCGAUGUUUAAGUGCAAGACCGUAUGGAACAAACUGGCUCGGGCCUCAUCCACGUUGUGUCUACAGAAUGCAAGAAAAUCAGUGCUGAGACAUGGGAGAAGACUGGAGAUGAUGCAGAAGGCCCAGAUGUCAUCAGGGCCAACAGGAGGGGGCGGGGAGAACACUCUUUAUUAUGUUCUGGUUGGAGCAACAUGUCUGGGAGGAGGUAUUUAUACCUACCGCACUGUCUCAGGGGACAAGGAAAGGUAUAAUGAGCGUAUGAUAGAAAUUGCCAGCAGACCAAAACAAAGGCCACAAGCAGCUGAGGCUGUAGCUCGAAUUGUGGCAAAACCAAAAGAAGAGGCGAUUGCUAAGGCUCCCACAUUGGAACCUGAAGAAUCUGCUGUCACAGAACCAUCUGUUGAAGAACCUACUGUAUCGGAACCUGUUGUUGAAGAGCCUGUAACGGAACCCACUGUGGAAGCUCUUAGUUCAGAACUUGUUUUAGAAUCACCUGAACCGGACACUGCAGAAGUUAAACAGAGCGAAGAACCCAUAGCUCCUGUUGUUGAGAGUGCUGAGCCAACACCGGUACCCAUGGCUGAACACGUGCCAGAGAUUCCACCUGAUUCUGACAGUGCUGUGACUGCUGAGCCUGCUUCUGCUGAUGUGCCCCUUGAACCCACUGCCGCUCAUUCAGAUGUCCCUGAACACGCCCCCUAUCUGCUGAUUGGUGGAGGCACGGCUGCAUUCGCUGCAGCUAGAUCCAUUCGGGCACGUGACCCUGGUGCCAGGGUGUUGAUUGUUACGGAAGAAUCUGACCUCCCCUACAUGAGACCCCCUCUCUCUAAAGAACUCUGGUUCUCAGAUGACCCCAAGGUCACGGAAACACUGCGUUUCAAACAGUGGAAUGGCAAAGAGAGGAGUAUUUAUUUCCAGCCUGCAUCAUUCUACAUCAGUCCUGUUGAUCUCGCUAAGGUGGAGAACGGCGGUGUGGCUGUGCUCACUGGUCGUAAGGUGGUUCACAUGGAUGUCAGGGGAAAUAAAAUCAAACUGAGUGAUGGUGCAGAGAUCUCCUAUGAUAAGUGCCUCAUUGCCACAGGUGGGGUACCUAGGAACCUGCAAGUGAUUGACAGGGCAGGAGAGGAUGUGAAGAAUAGGACCACGCUUUUUAGGAAAAUUGAGGAUUUCAGGUCUCUAGAGAAGAUCUCCCGAGAAGUGAAAUCCAUCACAAUCAUUGGUGGAGGUUUUCUGGGUAGCGAGCUUGCAUGUGCCAUUGGUCGCAGAUCCGCAAAUCUUGAUUUAGAGGUGAUCCAAUUGUUUCCAGAGAAGGGGAACAUGGGAAAAGUUCUGCCUGAAUACUUGAGUAACUGGACCACUGAGAAAGUCAAAAAAGAGGGUGUGAAUGUCAUAACAGACGCAGUGGUUAAAAAUGUGAACUACAAAAAUGGCAAACUGGAGAUCAAACUAAAGGAUGGACGACAGGUGACGACGGACCACAUUGUGGCGGCAGUUGGUUUGGAGUCUAGUGUGGAACUGGCCAAAUCAGCUGGGCUGGAGGUGGACUCUGAUUUCGGAGGGUACCGGGUGAAUGCUGAGCUCCAGGCUCGCUCCAAUAUCUGGGUGGCGGGAGAUGCUGCAUGUUUUUAUGACAUCAAACUGGGCCGUAGGCGUGUGGAGCAUCACGAUCAUGCGGUGGUCAGCGGUCGAUUGGCUGGAGAGAACAUGACAGGAGCCAACAAACCCUACUGGCACCAGUCCAUGUUCUGGAGUGAUUUGGGCCCGGAUGUGGGGUAUGAAGCCAUUGGUAUAGUGGACAGCAGUCUGCCCACCGUAGGAGUGUUUGCUGAAGCCACAGCCAAGGACACACCAAAAGCUGCGACAGAGCAAUCAGGUACUGGUAUCCGCUCUGAGAGCGAGACGGAGGAGGUCGCCGAAGCAGUGAAGUCUGGAGCGGCGGCCCCUCCUAACCAGAAGGAAGAAGAUUAUGGGAAAGGAGUGAUUUUCUACCUGAGGGAUAAAGUGGUGGUCGGUAUCGUCCUGUGGAAUGUCUUUAACAGAAUGCCCAUUGCAAGAAAGAUAAUCAAAGAUGGAGAGGAGCAUGCAGAUCUGAACGAGGUGGCCAAGCUUUUCAACAUCCACGAGGACUGAACAAUCUCACUCAUUUUCUCCGUCCACUCUGUCAAGGAAACUCAUCUUACGUCUAUGUGAAGUGAACUUGUGAAAAGACUCACACACAUACAGAGAACAAACACAUGCAGGCUUACAUUAGCCUGUCGUCAACUGUUUUGGUCUUGAACUCUGAGAACAGGACAUGCAGUGCAGCUUCCGAGCCUCAGGGUGGCACUGUGGUUUCAUUAUGGUUGUGGAUUUAAUAAAUUUGUACUGCUCUUCUACUGAACAAA
Messenger RNA from Triplophysa rosa, 2493 nucleotides. RefSeq names its product apoptosis inducing factor mitochondrion associated 1 (gene aifm1). Gene Ontology annotation, biological process: apoptotic process; mitochondrial respiratory chain complex assembly. The transcript has 19 exons. Bases 113 to 2239 code for a protein of 708 amino acids. Gene Ontology annotation, molecular function: protein dimerization activity; FAD binding; NAD(P)H oxidase H2O2-forming activity. Lineage: Eukaryota; Metazoa; Chordata; Actinopteri; Cypriniformes; Nemacheilidae. The record is from RefSeq and is a predicted model, not a curated record. Gene Ontology annotation, cellular component: cytoplasm; mitochondrion.